Quercus robur (English oak) is the source of this 937-nucleotide messenger RNA. Its product is annotated as calmodulin-7. Bases 139 to 588 code for a protein of 149 amino acids. The record is from RefSeq and is a predicted model, not a curated record. Gene Ontology annotation, molecular function: enzyme regulator activity; calcium ion binding. The transcript has 2 exons. NCBI's taxonomy places the organism in Eukaryota, Viridiplantae, Streptophyta, Magnoliopsida, Fagales, Fagaceae.
GAAAAUACACAGUACACAACACACCUCAUAUGAUAUCUCUUCUUCUCUCGUAGAAAAGAAAAUCAGAAAACAAAGAGAAACAAAAAGAAGAAAGCCAAAUAAAUUUUUUUUUUUUUUUUUGAAAGGAAAGAAUUGAAAAUGGCAGACCAACUCACCGACGACCAGAUCUCUGAGUUCAAGGAGGCUUUCAGCUUGUUCGACAAGGAUGGCGACGGUUGCAUCACUACUAAGGAGCUUGGGACUGUGAUGAGGUCAUUGGGCCAGAACCCAACUGAGGCAGAGCUCCAGGACAUGAUCAAUGAAGUUGAUGCUGAUGGUAAUGGAACUAUUGAUUUCCCUGAGUUUCUAAACCUCAUGGCUAGGAAGAUGAAGGACACUGACUCAGAGGAGGAACUUAAAGAAGCCUUCCGAGUUUUUGACAAGGAUCAAAAUGGGUUCAUCUCUGCUGCUGAGUUGCGCCAUGUGAUGACCAACCUUGGGGAGAAGCUCACCGAUGAAGAAGUUGAUGAGAUGAUCCGGGAGGCUGAUGUUGAUGGUGAUGGCCAGAUAAAUUACGAGGAGUUUGUGAAGGUGAUGAUGGCCAAGUGAUGAAUCUGCCUUCGUUACUAAAACCUUAAUGAAAAAUAUCUUUAUUAAAAAAAAAAGGGGGAGAACAGGGUUGACUAUUAUGGGACUUAGUUUCCUUCUCUUAAUUUUCAGUUGAUGGGUUUUCAAAUCAAGCCUUUACAAGAAGUAGUAGUAUGUUCUGCUGGUGGUGUUGGUCGAAGAAUUAGAAUCCUCUAUGUUCAUCCUUAGUGUGUCUUGUGACAAAGUGUCUUGGCAGUUUUAUUUUUUUUUUAUUUUUCCUGGUCUCCUGUGAACAUGAACUACCUGGGAGAAUUCGAUGUUCUAUGUUGAUUGGAUGACUCAUUUUAUUGGCACCCUAUUUCUUAAUGCU